CCAGGUACCUCGUAGAGAUGAAAGAGGAGCAGCUGGACACUCCGAGUAGGAGAAGGACGGAGACCUCUCGGCAGCCCUGGCCUUUCCUGACCGUCCCCUUCUUACCCCUACUCUUCCGCUCGCCGCUAACCCUAACUCUAGCGUUGGUGGCGGAUUUAUCUCUCGUUUCCCCUCCGGAUCGGAGAAUGGGGAUGGCUUCCCAGGACGCGAUCAAGCAGCUCGCCGCGCUCAUGGACCAACUGGACGAGCCGUUGAAGAUCACAUUUCAGAAUGUGCACCAGGGAUAUACAAAUGAAACCUUGGUACGCUUUCUCAAGGCGAGAGAGGGGAAUGUCAAUAAAGCUCAUAAAAUGCUGGUGGAUUGUUUGAAUUGGAGGAUUCAAAAUGAGAUUGACAACAUUUUGUUUAAACCUAUAACUCCAACAGAGUUGUAUAGAGCAGUACGUGAUUCACAGCUCAUAGGAUUGUCUGGAUACUCAAAGGAGGGCCAGCCAGUCUUUGCAAUCGGUGUUGGACUCAGCACACUUGAUAAAGCAUCUGUCCACUACUAUGUGCAGUCACACAUUCAAAUUAACGAGUACCGGGAUCGUGUAGUUUUGCCUGCUGCAACAAAGAAGUAUGGGGGGCAUAUUGGCACAUGCCUGAAAGUCUUGGAUAUGACUGGCCUCAAGCUUUCGGCAUUGAGCCAAAUAAAGUUAUUAACCAUCAUAUCUACUAUUGAUGACCUAAACUAUCCAGAGAAGACAGAGACGUACUAUAUAGUCAAUGCUCCAUGUAUAUUUUCGGCAUGUUGGAAGGUUGUGAAGCCUCUUUUGCAAGAAAGGACAAGAAGGAAAGUGCGAGUACUGCACGGUUGCGGCAGAGAUGAGCUAUUGAAGGUAAUGGACUAUGCGUCCCUUCCCCAUUUCUGUAGAAGAGAAGGAUCUGGUUCAUCUCGGUAUUCUUCUGCUGAGGCUGAUGACUGCUUCUCCUUGGACCAUCCGUUUCACCAACAGCUUUACAACUACAUCAAGCAGCGAGCCCUAAACCAGGAAUUCAUUGUUCCCAUCAAACAGGGGUCCUUCCAUGUAGACGUGCCUGAACCAGACUCUGAGGGAACAAAGAUUGUUAAAACUUUAGAGUCUGAGCUCCACAAAUUCGGUGACCGAAAUGGACUUGCUCACUCAAUGAAGGACCUUAAAAUUGACGGUGCAUGAAAGUGUGCACCAGCUGGGGACGAUAUUUAAAAGUUAAAACUGCACUUUGCCCUUGCGAACGCCUUAACGAGUUGCAGAGGAUUGUGCGGUAGACCAGUACGUGCUCUUCUAAUAUUUUGGCUCCAGUAACGACUGGUGAUAUACCUGUAGUCGAUGCACUCUCUCGGUGCAAGAUUUAUAUCAGGGCUGAAGACAGCGAUGAAGGUCUCUAAGUAUAAUAGAAACGUUAAAGUCAUAGUGCAACUUAAUCGGAAGAUAUACGAAAAUUUUCACUACGUACUUAAUUCUGUAAGUUAAAUAUUACUGGAAGCAUCGGGUGUUUUGCAUGUGGAAGUAUAUGCUCUUUGCAGGGGCUGCUCUAAUUUUAAGGGCAUAAUGAAAUAAAAUUUUCUGAUAA
This is a messenger RNA of Elaeis guineensis (African oil palm), 1593 nucleotides long. RefSeq names its product phosphatidylinositol/phosphatidylcholine transfer protein SFH2. Lineage: Eukaryota; Viridiplantae; Streptophyta; Magnoliopsida; Arecales; Arecaceae. The record is from RefSeq and is a predicted model, not a curated record.